GUCAGCUUACAAUUAGAGGCUUUUGCUUUUCAUGUUUUGCAAAUGGCCCCUCUAUGGCAUUGUUUGGCAUGCAUGACAUAUGCUUUGCCCACAAAAAUAGAAAAAUCAGUCUCAAUUACUGCUAGUAAGUUCUUCAGCAGGGGAAAAACUUGGAAGACAAUCCAUGUGCUCUUGCUUACAUUUUCUUUAAACAAACUCCACCCAUUUAACCAUUUUGCCUCCACACAACUCUCUUCCACACAUUCCAAAGAUUUCACUAUUUCUCCUUUACUUCUAUAUAUACCAAAUGAAGAAUAUCCCACCACAAUACAAACCAAGUCCUUCACAUCAUCUGCAGCCACAAUAUCUUUCCUUGUCUCUUAAGUCAUUCUCCAAACUUUCAACCCUCUUCCUAAAAACCUAAAAAAUUCCUUUGAAACUUGAACAUGGCUAUUCGUUUUCCAGGUGUCUAUCACGCUAAGCAGAUCCUUCGCCGGUCACAUUUGUUUGCAAGACAUGCAACUUCAUCAACAUCAGUAGAUGUCCCAAAAGGCUACUUUGCAGUAUAUGUGGGAGAGGAGGAAAAGAGGCGGUUUGUAGUUCCUAUAACUUUGUUGAGUCAGCCUUCAUUUCAAGAAUUGUUAAGUAAAGCAGAAGAGGAAUUCGGAUUUGACCAUCCCAUGGGUGGACUUACACUUCAUUGCAGAGAAGAUAUCUUCCUUGAUCUCACUGCUAACUUGAAUUGAAUGUGUUUGGGAAACCCAACUGACAUAAAUUAGCAGAGACAAUUUUGUAAGAGUCUUGUCCUUUUUCUUCAAGCAAAAGAAGAAUUUGGGUUGGCUCCAAGCAAGAAUCAAGAAAAGGAAAAAGAAUUUUAUUGGCAAUUGUUUCACUUAAGAAAGUUGUAAAUAGGAAAUUGCUUAUUCUUUUUCUACCACAUAUUAUUGAAUGGAAACUAUUUAAACUCAGAUUUCAUUAGAAA
This is a messenger RNA of Ziziphus jujuba (common jujube), 961 nucleotides long. Its product is annotated as auxin-responsive protein SAUR21. NCBI's taxonomy places the organism in Eukaryota, Viridiplantae, Streptophyta, Magnoliopsida, Rosales, Rhamnaceae. The coding region runs from base 426 to 725 and encodes 99 amino acids. The record is from RefSeq and is a predicted model, not a curated record. Gene Ontology annotation, biological process: response to auxin. The transcript has a single exon.